CACUUUGGGGGCGAAGGAAUAUAUUAUAUAGUCACUGAUAUAUAUUCAUAUCUCUCUCUCUCUCUCUCUCUCUCUCUUUCUCUUUCAUUUCACUUCUCACUUCUCACUUCUCACUCGCUCUUCUCCGCCAACAACCUCCAUCGCAACCAUGUCGGACGAAGAGCACCAUUUCGAAUCCAAGGCCGACGCAGGAGCCUCCAAAACCUACCCUCAGCAAGCUGGUACCAUUCGCAAGAACGGCUACAUCGUUAUCAAGGGCCGUCCCUGCAAGGUUGUUGAAGUUUCUACUUCUAAGACUGGGAAGCACGGACACGCUAAGUGCCACUUUGUUGGAAUUGAUAUCUUCACCGCUAAGAAGCUUGAGGAUAUCGUGCCAUCUUCUCACAACUGUGAUGUUCCUCAUGUGAAUCGUACUGAUUACCAGCUCAUUGAUAUUUCUGAGGAUGGAUUUGUGAGUCUACUUACUGAGAAUGGGAACACUAAGGAUGACCUCAGGCUUCCAACUGAUGAUAGUCUGCUCACCCAGAUAAAGGAUGGAUUUGCCGAGGGUAAGGAUCUUGUUGUUUCUGUCAUGUCUGCUAUGGGUGAGGAACAGAUUUGUGCCCUGAAGGAUAUUGGGCCGAAGAACUAGCUUCUGUUUCUGGCAGUUGGUUGUUUCCAUUUAAGCAAAGAUAUUUUUGUAAGCUUUUAUUUUAUCGUUUUGUUUAAGACUUGGCUUAUAGAUUCUAGUCAGUCUAGUCUUACCAAUGGUGUUUGUGGAUGUGGUGACAGAAACUAUAUCACAUUUUUAUGUUUAUCUCUGUUGUCCUGUGACUUUAUUAUAAAGGAGGAGUCUAUUCUGGCAAGUUUCUUUUUUAUUUUUGGUAUAAUGCGAUAUUUUUAUUGACUGCAGUGGUGAAAACUUAACAUGCUA
Molecule: messenger RNA, 913 nt
Organism: Abrus precatorius (Indian licorice)
Lineage: Eukaryota; Viridiplantae; Streptophyta; Magnoliopsida; Fabales; Fabaceae
Product: eukaryotic translation initiation factor 5A-2
Exons: 5
Coding region: 149-631 (160 amino acids)
Biological process (GO): positive regulation of translational elongation; positive regulation of translational termination
Molecular function (GO): ribosome binding; RNA binding; translation elongation factor activity
Source: RefSeq, a predicted model, not a curated record